AUGGACCUUAUAGCCAUGUAUCCAAAUGAUUAUGAGGUUGACAACUCUGACAUCAAUAAUCACCCCACUUAUUCAACAAGCUUAAGGAAGUUCUUCCAUGCUAUUAAAAAUUACCUCCAGCAAUUCAAGCACAAGACAACUGCUGAAGACUUGAACUGUGUCUCAGGAUUGACAACCGAAUGUAAGUUUGCGGCUUAUGAGGAAGUGCGUUUGAAACACCUUGUCGAACAUAUAACAAAAUCUCUUCUGUUUUUUGAAAACUGUACACUCUGCAAUGCAGAACGAAACCUUGCCACGUCGCGGUUUGUUCCUUCAGUAGUGAGCAUAACUGACAAAACGAGGCAGCUGAUCAUCGUGCUUCAAACUGAUGUUGAAAAAGAGUUUUUAAAGAGGCCUACGAGUCAUUGCUAUCGAAUGUUAAGCAGUUACUUUCACAAAUUUCUGAACUUAAGCUCCCUAUAAUAAAACCGCGAUGGCUAGACUUAACCGAUGCUGGCCCAGGAGUGGCAGUUUCCAAUGGUGAUGUACGUGUUCAUGAUGCAGAAAUGGCCAUGUUCCUGGGAUCUGACUGGCGAUGUCGAUGUCACCGAGAUAGGCGCGACAGCUGUCAAAAUGAGGCUGAACGAACUAACAGUGCUUUGGGAGAUGCUAUUGCAGAUGGAGGAACAAUAGAAUGGGAAUAUUAUGAACAGUUCCAUGAUCUGACGGAUGAGCAGGUGCAGAAUUUAUCUUUGAAAGAAUACACAGAGCACGAAGAAGCUCGGAUGAAGAAAAAUGCUUGGAAAGUUGCUGUUAAUGUCAAAAUCCGGCUUGAUGACGCCCCUGUGUUGAAAGAGUUUGUUAAGGCUCAUUUAACAAAACCAGAAGAUAAACAGUACUUCUUCAAUAAGGAUAACCUUAAACAGUACCUAAAUGCUCAGUCUGAAGAAAAAACGUCAGUACCUGGACAUGGAUACAUGGAGACUGGGAAGGAGUUUUACGAUAUGCACUAUCAGACUGGCGAACUGAGUUCUUGA
Paramuricea clavata is the source of this 1016-nucleotide messenger RNA. Lineage: Eukaryota; Metazoa; Cnidaria; Anthozoa; Malacalcyonacea; Plexauridae. The record is from the annotation of a GenBank genome assembly.